Messenger RNA from Amphimedon queenslandica, 3051 nucleotides. Its product is annotated as formin-like protein 5. The record is from RefSeq and is a predicted model, not a curated record. The transcript is spliced from 11 exons. NCBI's taxonomy places the organism in Eukaryota, Metazoa, Porifera, Demospongiae, Haplosclerida, Niphatidae. Bases 1 to 3051 code for a protein of 1016 amino acids.
AUGGAUCCAGCAAAGGAAGACAUGGCUGACCUGUCAUUAAGUAAACUUACACCACCUCCUACUCUUCCACCUGCUGGUACUAAUGGAGAGAGUGAGCCCAUCUCUGCUGCAUCUAACAAUCCUAAUGGAAAAGAGGAAGAGGAGAAGGAUUUAGGGGGAGCUACAGAAAUGAAGGGCAACUGUGAACAAGGCACUGUCCUGUUAUCCACUUUGCAAGACAACACAAAGCAAGAUUCUGGCAAUAAAGAUGAGCCAAUGGAGACAGAGCAGGAGCAGGAGCAGGAGCCAUUAAACGAAGAAGAGGAGGAGCAUUGCAAGGAAGAUGAAGAGCAACAAGCAACAGAAGGAGAUGAACCGGUUGAUGAUAACAUGGAGACAGAAUCCUUAGCAUCUCUUGAACACAAAACAACUCCAUCAACAGAUGUCGUGUCUAAUAAUACAAAAAAGAAAGACAAGGACCUGCCUCCUCCUCCAGCCACUCGCCAGAUGAGGGGCAGUAGGACCACACCCACUAACAAACGCACAAGGCGUCUCAAUCCCAAACCUGAAGAGGAAGGCAAAGGAGAAGAGGACCUGUCUGGGUCUGCUACCACGUCUGGGAACGAAACUGAGACUGAUGAUAAAGGAAAGGUCAAGGGAGGGAAAGGUCGUGGUCGUGGUGGCAUCUCUCGUCAGAAUAUGAAGGACUCAAAGCCGGAGCAAAGUAGCACUCCAGAGGAGUCAUUAGUCAAAGGUCCUGCUCGUAAAGGAGGGGCUGGAGCCCAGUCUUAUUCUGCUGCUUAUCGUGUGACUCGUGCCACUGCUGCAGCUGCUGGUAUUAAGACAGUUGAUUUCAUUCAGCUCCGACCAUCAGCACAGAAGAAGAGGAAGAGAGGGGUUGAUGAUACAGCAUCAGAUGAUACCGACCAGCCAAACAUAAAGAAGAACAAAGGAGAGGAGGAGGAGAAUGAGGAAGGACUGAGUGAUGAAGAAUCAGUCGUAUCUAACGAGAAACCAGCUCCUACUAAAGAUAAACCAAUACCAGAAAAGUCUGCACCUGAAAAGGCUCCGUCCGAAAAACCGGCAGCUAAAAAACCAGCACCUCCAGAGAAAUCCACAGCAGAAGAUACAUCUAGUAAAUGUAAUCCUCGGAUGAGGGGACGGGGGCGGGGCAAAAGAGGUGUGGCUAAGUCCGAGCAACUUGAGUCUCCCAGCGAAAGUGUUGGAGGAAAGAAAAUGAAACAAGGGAUGAAGGAUCAAGAAACUUGCCUAGAAGAGAGCGAGGAGACUCCAACUAAAGACACACCCACAAAAAAGAAAAGAGGACGUCCUAAAAGAAAGGGGAAGGAAGAUAAGGAGACCACACCCACUCAGUCCUUUCCUAACACUCCUCUAGUGAAGACGGAGGAGGUUCCAAAAGGGGAGGAGCCUCAGGAGGAGACUGGGUCGCUCUCCGAGCCCGUCAGAAAGGAAGAUCAGAUAUUGGGGCUGUUACAAUUAUCAGAAAAUGUUGAGUCCGGGAACAUUGACGAUACCAUUCCUCCAGUAGCUGACCACACCCCUGUCUCUGCCUCCUCUAACGACGAUGGGACUUCCUUGGCUACUCCCACCAACCAAGAAGUGGCCGUAAAACAAGAAAAACCAUCAACCUCCGAAGACUCUUCUGAGAAACCACAACUGCCCGCCCCUUUGGUUGACGAUGGCAAUGUUGUACCUAUAUCUCAAACCACACCCACUAGUAUCCCAAUGGAGGGACCCUAUCAGUUUCCUCUUCCGUCUCGUUACUCUCACGAUGCUUCCCCUUAUCCCUACCCUCCUCAUAUUCAUCCUUCCUUUAUGCCUCCUCCCCCUCACUCUUAUCCUCCUUUUUCAGCACAGCAUUACCAUCCUUUCAUUAUCCCCACCAGCCCUCACUUCCCUCCCUACCCUCCUCCCCCACACUCUGACUGUCUCUCUCAUCCUCUUUAUUUUUCUGAUGAUCCAUUUGGCCGCUAUCCUCCACAGUCAACUGCUGCUCAGUCUCCAUCACCCAACGUUCCUCCUAAUCCCUUGCCUACUUCAACUAGUAAUAAGGUUUCUUCUCCUCCAAUGGAAUCCCCUGUGACCACGUCAGGCGGGAACAAUAUCAAUCACUCCCAUCCAACCACACCUACUGUAACCACACCCGUGACACAUGGUAUUCCAUUGCCUCAUCCUCUCAACUAUAAUCCUUCUCACAUGCCUCCUCCACCACAUCACCACCCUGGCUAUCCAAUACCUUCCUUUAACUUUGCUCUACCAGCCCCAGACCAUUGGAGCCAUCAAAUGCCUGUUCCUCCUGGGGGCCCCCCUACUCAAGCUCCCCCUCCUCCUAUCCCUCCUCCUCCUCCUUCAACAUCCUCUUCAGCUAAAAAGGAUGCAAGACUUCCAACUCCAUUUGUUCAACCAGAGGAAACACAGCCAGUGACCACUAAUCCAGUAAAUUGUCCAGAGUGUGGGCGUCAUUUUAAAAACAACAAAGCACUCAAUGGACACAUGAGGCUUCACGGUGGAUUUGACUGGACCAAGAGAAUAUGCAGACCCUAUGUGAUGGGAGCUAAGAAGGAAGAUGAUGGAGAAGGGAAGAAUAAUCCAAAGGUAGAGCCAGAAGAAGGCGGAGUCACUGUUGUUCUUGGUGGCGGUGGUGGUGGGCGUGGGAAGCAGAAUCACAAAGAAAACAAACCUCACAAUAAAUCUGAGCAUCUAAAAGUGAAAGAGAAGGAGACACGCCUACAAGGCGCUACUCUGGAUGAUCUUUGCCGUGCAGCCGAGGAGCUUGAAAGGAUUGACCGAGACAACAGCAUAAAGCCACGCCCCUCCCCUCUCACCCUGCCACACGAGAGACGCAUAGCCUCGUUCUCCCCGCCCUACACCCCUCCCCCUAUCCUCUCUCCUGCUCGCUCGCUGGUACUGCUCUCAGGUGGCGUGGGGGGCGGGUCAACUGGAGGAGGCGUGACCGGAGGAGGCAUACCAACUCCUAAUAAGAUAUGGCCACAGAGGAAGGGAAGUGAUAAUAAAGGUGUCAAGGAUUUGGAAGAACCUUUUGAGCCGUAA